ACAAACAUUUUAUAUUUUAUUCAUCAAUCUUCAUUUCAAAUAACGGUAACAUCUCCAUUCUUGUUCGCAAUAAAUGAGCUAAAAAGUAAGCGGGGUAGGACAAGCCGAUGCUAGGGAAGGAGAAUGGUUUCAUCCGCCCUGUUCCAUUGCCAUCCCGUUACCCAAAGUAGGCCUAAUGUGGUCUUAUAUUUUAGUCAUCUUACUUGAUGAACAAAUUGAAAUGGAUUGCGCAUCCAGCAACUCUGAUGUCCUUGUGAAUGAAAUUGUCUCGAAUUUUAAAAAACACACAUUAACUUUCCGUGCAUCCUAUAUUAUCCCACAAAUGUAUUAAACACCUUUGUAAAAGCACCAUUUUAAGUUAUUUUCUCACAUCACCUGUAUUGAAUAUCUUUUCUUUUCUUUUUCAUUUUUCAGCUUUCCAUGUCUCUUCGAUUUCUUGGUCAAGUGAUAGUUGAGUGAAGGUCAUCUGCUUCAUUGUUGACGAUUCUUGAUCAAAUUUCUUGAAGGAAUAGUUGAGUAAACAAGGAAUUGAAGGUCCUCCUGCAUGUCUCUACAUAUGGAAAAUCGAACUAGACAUAUUUAACUUAGUAUUAUUUGUACUAGUAAUUGCAUUUUUGCAAUGAUUUUUGUAUCCUAUGUAGUUGCAUCACUCGUUUUGAUAUUUAUAAAGAAAUAAUAGCUAAAAGAGAAAUAAAAAAUAUUACUAAUUCAAAUCAAAAAAGGAAAGAAAUAAGCAUAAACAAGUAGUUGAUAAAAAAAGGAAACAAAACACACAAGUUCAAUAAGGAAAAGGAUUAGUUUGAAUUUUUUUCUCUUAUAAAUAAACCAAUUCCACCCUUCCCUAUUCGUCCCUCUUCUUUAUUCAGCCUCUGUCUUCACUGGAAAUUUCGUCCUGUGAAAGAAAUCGUUUGAAAAAAUUCUUUUUAUUUCCUCAAAUUCGCCUUUCGCUAUGUCUGUCAUGAUUGUGACAAGUUUAGGGGACAUAACAGUUGAUUUGUUUACGGAUGAAUGUCCUUUGACAUGUAAAAAUUUUCUUAAAUUAUGCAAGAUAAAAUACUAUCAUAAUUGUAUCUUUCAUACCAUUCGGAAGAAUUUCACCAUCCAGACAGGAGAUCCAACUGGAACAGGAUCCGGAGGGGAUUCCAUAUACAAAUUUUUAUACGGGAGUCAGGCUCGUUUUUUUAGUGAUGAGAUUCAUCCAAACUUGAACCAUUCAAAGAUGGGAACGGUUGCUAUGGCUAGUAGCACUGGUACUGGUGAGAAGAAUCUAAAUGCUUCUCAAUUUUAUAUCACGUUACGUGAUGAUCUGGAUUCUCUUGAUGGAGAGCAUACUGUUUUCGGAGAGAUUACAGAAGGAUUUGACACGUUGCAUAGGAUAAACGAAGUUUAUGUGGAUGACAAUGGCAAGCCUUAUCAAAAUAUACGAAUCAAACACACUUACAUAUUGUAUGAUCCUUUCGAUGAUCCUUCCCAGUUAGACGACUUGAUUCCAGAUGCUUCACCUGAAAGAAAUCCGAAAGAUGAGAUUGAUGAUGAUGUUCGACUAGAGGAUGAUUGGAUGCCAAAGGAUGAGGAAUUAGGGGUUCGUGAAGAGAAGGAAGCACACUCCCGAGCAGUAAUACUUGAAAGCGUAGGAGACAUUCCUGAUGCUGAGAUGAAACCCCCUGAGAAUGUGCUCUUUGUUUGUAAAUUAAAUCCGUCAACUGAAGAGGAAGCACUAUAUAUAAUCUUCUCACAGUUUGGAACCGUGACAUCUGCUAAAAUCAUUAGAGAUCACAAGACUGGGGAUAGUCACUGUUAUGCUUUCAUCGAGUUUGAGGACAAGGAGUCCUGUGAGCAAGCAUAUUUUACGAUGGAUAAUACUAAAAUUGAUGAUCGAAGGAUACGAGUUGAUUUUAGUCAGAGUUUAGCAAAGUUAUGGCCCCAAUAUAGACGACCUAGAAACCAAAGAGGCAAUAAUGUUGAUGAUGCCAUCAAACAACAGAAAGAACACAAGAAGCAGCAUGGUGGAGAUGCCAACUCAAAGUACUCUAAAUUUCUGAAAACAAGAAAAGAGACCAGAAAACACAAAGGAAGAAAACACCGGCAAAUAACAAAGACACGUUAAGGUUCCUAUUGCUUACCUGUAGAAUAAAUACAUGUAAUUCAAUAUUACGCUGCACUCUUCUUAUAAGCAUAUUGUUCUCCUCCACAUCUAUUUUUCUGCUUGAAACGAUUGUAGCUUAAAUCUGUUAGGAUCGAAUCCACACACACUUGAAUAAUGAAUAGUACUUGUUGCACUCAAAAUUUCCAAUGUGGUUGCUUCUGGCUCCUUUACUUACCUUGCUAAUCACUCUCAAUGUAUCUCUGGCACUAUACAUAGAGCUUGGAACUUUGUUCUUAUAUGCUAAUUCUCCUUCUUUACAAUCAUCACUGCAAUACAUACAAUCUUAACACGGUCUCCUUUGCAGUUGCGCCAUUCACCUGAGAAUUCAAAAAGUUCAAAAUUAGAUGUGUUGAGUACAAAGAGUAAACAGGAAUAUCAAAUACGACACUGUAAAGCUAAUAAGCUAUAAAGAUGUGGAAUGAGAUGAUAUAGUAAUUAACAUACUGUAAGGUUUAAAAAAUAGUAAAUGCCAAUGUAAUAAGGUCUUUUGAUUUCAAUUCCUUUUAUCAAUGAAAUCACAAUUAGCUUAAAACAAUCAAUCAAAACUUAAUUCAAUCAUCACCAAAUUAGGUAAAAAAAAUUACAAAUUACUCUGAAACAAAUAAAAAGCGAGAUGCAAAAUUGAAAAUGAAAAGUGAUUUAUGAAGGAAACAAAGAGAAUUAGAG
Molecule: messenger RNA, 2812 nt
Organism: Solanum pennellii
Lineage: Eukaryota; Viridiplantae; Streptophyta; Magnoliopsida; Solanales; Solanaceae
Product: peptidyl-prolyl cis-trans isomerase CYP59-like
Exons: 1
Coding region: 950-2107 (385 amino acids)
Biological process (GO): protein peptidyl-prolyl isomerization
Cellular component (GO): nucleus
Molecular function (GO): RNA binding; peptidyl-prolyl cis-trans isomerase activity
Source: RefSeq, a predicted model, not a curated record